This is a messenger RNA of Camelus dromedarius (Arabian camel), 3355 nucleotides long. RefSeq names its product sterile alpha motif domain containing 14 (gene SAMD14). The record is from RefSeq and is a predicted model, not a curated record. Gene Ontology annotation, cellular component: actin cytoskeleton; cytoplasm; dendrite. The coding region runs from base 419 to 1672 and encodes 417 amino acids. Gene Ontology annotation, molecular function: actin filament binding. Lineage: Eukaryota; Metazoa; Chordata; Mammalia; Artiodactyla; Camelidae. The transcript has 10 exons. Gene Ontology annotation, biological process: actin filament organization; calcium-mediated signaling; neuron projection development.
GUAUCCGCCUGCCAGGCGGGGGACCCCGCGUCCGGCUGGGCCUGGCGAGCGGGCGGGGCGGUCGUUCCUCUCGCGCGCUCUCUCUCUCUCUCUCUCUCACUCACACACGCACGGAGCAUCUUCCCGUUAGGUCUCCUGGUCCAGCCCCGCCCGCCGCACCUCCUGCUUCCUGCAAACCUUCUCCUUCUCUCUCCGAACUCCACUCCCCCCACAUACCCUCCGACUCCAGGACCCACCUCGCCAACCCCUACCCUUACUCCCGGGAUGGAGUGGAUGGAGCCAGCCCAGAGCCCCCCGCGGCCGGGGUGACAGUCCCUCACCCAUCUCCCGCCUGGCCUCCGCCCCCAGCACCAUGGGCCUGAGGGGUUCCCGAGGCGCCGGACGCUGAAGAUGACAGAUGCUGGAGCUCUCUUGAGUCAUGGCUUCUUCAAAGCUCCGAGAACCUGCGGAUGAGGUUUUCGACCUGGACUUGGCUGUACCAGAGACCGUCAGACUGGACAGCAGUUUACACAAGGCCCGGGCCCAACUACUGGCUAAGGGCCGGAGACACCGGCCCUCCCGCUCGAGGCUUCGGGACAGUGCCAGCUCUGCAGAGGAUGGUGAAGGCUCCGAUGGGCCCGGAGGCAAGGUGACCGACGGCUGCGGGAGCCCUCUGCACCGGCUGCGCUCGCCUUUGCAUUCGAGCCCAGGGUCCCCGGCCGGGGGCUCCUUCUGUCUGGAGCCUCCUGGGUUGCGGCGCAGCCUGGACGAGGACGAGCCGCCGCCCUCGCCGCGCACACGCUACCGGCCCCUGCACAACACCGCCUCGCACGAGGGCCUGGCCGCCGCCUCGUGCUCGCCGCCACGCUCGGCGCCCUCGUCCGACAGCUCGCCCAGCUUCGCGCGCCGCCACCCCCGCGCCGAGCCGCACAGCGAAGAUGACAGCCGGGAUGCCAGCCCACCUGAGCCCGCCAGCCCUACCAUUGGCCUGGAUAAGAAGACUCGCCGAAAGUUCCUGGACCUGGGGGUCACCUUACGCCGAGCAUCCACUAGCAAGAGCCGGAAGGAGAAGGGCAGCAACCGCCUGUCCAUGGGCAGCAGGGAGUCGGUGGAGGGGUCCAGCAGAUCAGGGGGCUCCCCGUUCCUGCCCUUUUCCUGGUUCACAGACAGUGGCAAGGGCUCGGCGUCCUCUGGCAGCACCACCUCCCCGGCCUGCUCCCCUAAACACGAGGGCUUCAGCCCUAAGAAGUCAGCUUCUCAGGAAUCCACCCUGAGUGAUGACUCCACACCCCCCAGCAGCAGCCCCAAGAUCCCCAGUGGUCCCCGGCAGGCGACCAAGUGUUCCUACCCCUACCACACACUGUCCCAGUCUUCGGAUGAGUUCCUGGAUGAACCUCUCCCCACUGUUUACCACUGGACCAGUCAGCAGGUAGGCCAGUGGCUGCACAGCCUCAACCUGGAGCAGUAUGCCGCUGAGUUUGCUGCACGGCAGGUGGAUGGGCCGCAGCUACUGCAGCUGGACGGAAGCAAACUUAAGAGCCUGGGGCUCAGCAACUCGCAUGACCGGGCGCUAGUGAAGCGGAAGUUGAAGGAGCUGGCGGCGGCCGCUGAGAAGGAGCGCAAGGCCCAGGAGAAGGCUGCGCGGCAGCGUGAGAAGCUCCGGCGCAGGGAGCAGGAGGCCAAGAAGAGCUAGGGGGGCGGGGAGGCGCUGGCACCCGGCACGGGCAGCUGUUGGGCCCCACGGGCACAGGCCACCCUGGGAGGCAGGGCCAGGGCACCAGGCUUGGGCUGGUCAGGCCCCUUGCUCUCAGGAGGAACACGCCCUCUCACCCUGUCAUCUGUCUGGACCCAGGUCCCUGAGAAAGGGAGACCCCAGGGAAAGUGCCCAGUCAUAAAUCCCAUUUAAAGAACUGUUUGGCAUAGGGUUCCUGGGGGACGUGGCAGAUUAUGGGCAGAGAAGCCAGGGCAGAAUCAAGUUUGGAAGCCCAGAGGCACCUGACUCCUUCUGACCCUCUGCCCUCAGGCCAAGGUGGUGCUGGGGCAGCCAGUGAACUAGGAGGCCUGCUUGCUUUCCAGAGGCCCUGGGCUCAGAGAGGUAGGCUGAGCAUCCCUGCAGGAGCAGGUAGAGAAAGUAGUUCCUUUCCAACCCUCCAGGGUGACUGGGUAUUGGGAGAGCUCUGGUCUGCUCCCCAGGGAGGCCGCUGGGCACUGCGGCAAGUUGGUUGCACUCAGGGUAGACUCCCAGUCUGCACUCCUCAACAGGAGAGCAGAGAAAGCAGCAUGGUUAUCCCACAUCACCUCUGCAAGGACUUUAGAAGGAAGGGAAGAGGAAAAGCUCCUCCUUUUCCCCUUCCCUGUCCUGUGGGUCUCAGUGGUGAGAUGACACCCCUAUAGGUCUGCCCCUCCCAGGGCCCAUUCAAAGCCUGGUCUUUGACCCACUCUUCAAGCCCUGCCCACUUCUGUUGCUCCCUCAGAGGCUGCCUGCGCCCUCCCUGAGGACAAAGUAAACUUGGGAGCUGAUGGGGACUGAGGACACCACCUACCAAUGACUAGGCAGUACUGAACUGGUGAAUCCGCACCCUAGCCAGGCAGAGGCAAAAUCUAGGAGGUCCCCUGGAAGUCACUAAAUUGGAAAGGUUCAUUCACCCUUCCCAUCUGUCCUUGUCCCCACUGGGGCCUCAGUGGGCUCCAGAACUGGCAGACAGUGCAGGCUCUGGUCCGCGGGACACAAGGAGGGGUCGGGGUGGAGUCUAUCCCUGCAGACAUGGCAUCUGUCCUUGUAGGGAGGGAGCAUCCAGGUAUGGUGCUGGCCAGCAGCUAGCCCACCUUCUGGAGCACUGGCCGGAGUUACCAGUAGGGCUGGGGGCCUCUGAUGAGAAACAUCCCUCCACCUCCUCCCAUCUGCCUGGAGUGGUAGACAGGCCCCAAUGCAUGCCUAUUCUCAUCAUUCCUGCCCAGGGGCUGUGACCUGAGGGCCACCCCAUCCUUGGGUCUCAGUCCCUUCCUCCUUCCUCUCUACUGUCUGUUCUGGGAGAGGGGCUUCAGCAGGGAACUGAGAUAUGGGGGCACCAGAACCAUCUGGGCCCAGAGGAGGGGCUGGUGGGGAGGGUGGAAAGCUCCCAGGUCCUUGAAGCCACCAGGAGCUAUCCAAGUGCCCACGUGCAUGUGGAGGGGGAGGCACUACUCAGUUUAUUUCAAUAAACGCUUACGAUGUGCCAGAGACCUUUCAGUCUGCCCCAGCUGGGGGCUGGGCUGGGCCCCAAGUGUGUGUGUGGGGCAACAGGCCGAUCACUGGGUGCUGCACUGUCAAGUGUUCUGAAUGGAUGGUGACAGCCGCUGUUGUACCUGUGGCAUGUGUGUGUCGUGUCCUGAGCUG